Stylonychia lemnae is the source of this 1374-nucleotide messenger RNA. The record is from the annotation of a GenBank genome assembly. NCBI's taxonomy places the organism in Eukaryota, Ciliophora, Spirotrichea, Sporadotrichida, Oxytrichidae.
AUGCCAGCUCAAAUUCAAUAUAGACAAUUUGGUAUUUUCGAUAAAAUCUUUAAAAAGAAGGAGCCUGAAGUAUAGAUUAAGAUCGAAGAGCCUCCUAAAAAGAUCACUCUUAAAGAGCAAUUGCAAGAUGAAAAGGAGAGACAGAUUGAAUCGGAAUUGAGAAAACAGGCCGAGGAGGAGGUUUAAAGAAAGUAAUUGGAGAGUUUUACUGUUUAAAAGCAAGUUGAUGAACGUGAUUAAGUCAUUCUGAAUCUUGAAAAUAUGCAAUAGUCAUCAAACACUACUGCAACUUAAACCUCUAAGACACAAGAGACCCCUUAGAGAAGCAUUGAACUUGAUAAUAGAAAAUAUAAGAAACUGCUCAAUAGAGUAAAAUCCAUUUAGGAUGCUUAUUAUCAAGCCAAAGUCAACGCUGACGGCACAGUCUCACACUUAAUUGUUAAAAAUAUUGAUGGCUCUCCCAAGACAUUCAAGGAUGUAGCUGCUUUUCAUAAGUGGGUAAAAACCUCGUUAAAGGAAAGAGCUCACAAACUACAGACAAAACUUACACCUUACUAAUACUACAUCACUCAAAACCAAGGCACUGAAAGACCAUUUACCAGUGAGUACUGGUGGACAAAGGAUGCAGGCGUUUAUUCUUGUGUAGUUUGCAGUUAGAAGCUAUUUAUGUCUGAUCACAAAUAUGAGGUACCUACUGGCCAUGCUACAUUCUGGAAUCAUAUCAUUGAUUCAGUUGAAUACUUAGAGGACAAUCUGAAAGUUCCCAAGGUGACAAACGCCUUUGUUGAUACCUUAUAUAAGAAUAAAAUACCAAUUAAGAGAUGUGUCUGUUCAAUGUGCGAGGCUCAUCUAGGCCAUAUCUACAACGAUGGUGUAGCUCCAUACUUCAAGCGAUUCUCGAUUAACUCAGCAUCCGUUAUAUUUACACCAAAGCCCUGGGCUAAAUAGCCAACAUAAACAAAUGAAGAAAAAUUGGCAAUGAGACGUCGAGUUGCGUAGACUAAAUACGGUCUGUCAGAAUUUAACUCAGUUAUCGAACACGCCAAACUUCUUGGCAUCUAGUCAUAUCUAGAAAAGACGAGACCCGUUGAUUUGAGAAAUAAAUCAAUGGAGGCUUAAUCAGAGGAAAAGAGAGCAGAGAAAAAAGAUAGAGCUCUCAGAUAUGCCAGCAGAGUAGCAAGCAAUGAGAAAAAAGAGCCAAAGGUAAAGAGAGAGAAGUCUCCUUCAUCUGCCAAUAAAAACCAACCCCAGUCAUCGCCUACAUCAUCCUAAUCUGAUAGACCCAGAUUCAACUUAAAAGGCGCUGCUAGUGUCAGCUAUUCCAAGAAGAGCAAUGCGAGCGUAAAUAAGACAGAAGACAAAGGGAGUGUAUGA